AUUUUUUCUUAAAAAAAGGUAAAUAGUCGAACAAUAUUUUGGCAGUUAAAAAACCAAAACAGCCACUAGUAUUCUUAAUCAAAUGAAUGAUGAAUCACCAGUCACGUUAGCCACCAUUGUCUUCCCCACUUAACAGAGAGCACUCAUAAGCAAAAGCACAAAACUUUCGAGGUAUCAUCAAUGGCGAAAAAGAAGGCGGCUUUGAUUGGGAUUAACUACCCAGGAACCGAGGUCGAGCUACGAGGUUGCGUCAAUGAUGUCUGGAGGAUGCACAAAUGCCUCGUCGACCAGUACGGAUUCGCCGAGGAAGACAUCACCGUGUUGAUCGACACCGACGACUCCUACACUAAACCCACCGGGAAGAACAUCCGCAGAGCGUUGUCGGAUCUCGUCGGAGCGGCGAAGCCAGGCGACAUUCUCGUGGUUCAUUACAGUGGGCAUGGUACGAGGGUGCCGGCGGAGACCGGGGAAGAUGACGAUACUGGGUACGAUGAGUGUAUUGUUCCUUGCGACAUGAAUCUUAUAUACGAUGAUGAUUUCAGGGAUCUUGUGGAGAAGGUCCCGGAUAGUUGCCGAAUGACCAUCAUCUCAGACUCUUGUCACAGCGGUGGACUCAUCGAUUCAGCCAAGGAGCAGAUAGGGGAGAGCACGAAGAAGCUGAAGCAAAGUUCCGGAGACCCUUUAGGGUUGGAUCUCGGAAACUGCUUGCGUAAUGUUGUUGAGAAUAUGCUCAUGUCUUGCGGGAUUCACGUUCUUUGGCGUAAGGAGGAAGAGGAAGAGGAAGUGCCAGAAACCGAGACUAGGGAGAUGGAACUAGAAGAAGAUGGAGGAGAAAGAGUCAAUGGUAAAGCAAAGUCUCUGCCUUUGGAGGCCCUGAUCAACAUUCUCAAACAGCAAACGGGCAAAGAUGAUAUCGAAGUUGGGAAAGUGAGACCGACCCUUUUCGACAUGUUUGGCGAGGAAUCAAGCCCAAAGGUGAAGAAGUUCAUGAAAGUGAUUCUGAGCAAGCUGCAGCAGAAAAACAGCCAUGGUGAGGGUAGCAAGUUACAGGGAAUGAUAGGGAAAUUAGCUCAUGAAUAUCUGGAACAGAAGCUUAACGAAGAAAACUACAUGAAACCCGCGAUUCAGACAGAAGUAAAGAACAAGAAAGAGGUUUACGCCGGGAAAACCAACAUUAAAUAUCCCGAGAAUGGGAUUCUGAUCAGCGGAUGCCAGACUAAUCAAACUUCUGGAGAUGCAAAUCCACUAGGGAAACCCGAAGAAGCCUAUGGAGCGUUCAGUAACGCAAUCCAGAUCGUAAUAGCAGAGAGGAAAGGCAGAAUCACGAACAAGGAACUCGUCUUGAGGGUUAGACAGAUUCUCAAGAAACAAGGUUUCACUCAACGACCAGGCUUAUACUGUCAUGACCGUUGCGUAAACGAGCCCUUUAUAUGUUGAGAAGUAGCAGAGUUAGCCACAUUUUGUGGUAUUUGAUAAGGGCUGUCUUCGGGAGCUUGUGUUAAACCAACAUAAACCAUUAUUUU
Molecule: messenger RNA, 1523 nt
Organism: Tarenaya hassleriana
Lineage: Eukaryota; Viridiplantae; Streptophyta; Magnoliopsida; Brassicales; Cleomaceae
Product: metacaspase-5-like
Exons: 2
Coding region: 181-1437 (418 amino acids)
Biological process (GO): proteolysis
Molecular function (GO): cysteine-type endopeptidase activity
Source: RefSeq, a predicted model, not a curated record